Molecule: messenger RNA, 6327 nt
Organism: Maudiozyma saulgeensis
Lineage: Eukaryota; Fungi; Ascomycota; Saccharomycetes; Saccharomycetales; Saccharomycetaceae
Source: the annotation of a GenBank genome assembly
AUGGGUAUUAAAAGAGUAGUAGAAGAUACUACUAUAAAUGCUAAUAAAAAAUCAAGAUCAAACGUUACAUUAGAAAAAGAAUUGUCGUCAAGCAAUGUAGUUAUAGAUACCGUACAUUUAACAAAAAGAUUACAAAAAUAUAAUUUAGAUUAUAAAGAAGACAUUACACAGCAUUUAAAAGAAAUUUAUGACCCAAAUUCAAAAUGGUUUAGUAGACCAAUUGCAUUAAAUUUUGACCCUAAAAAUCAUUUACCAUAUCAAAUCGAAACUCAUCUAGAUAGAGCUAGAUAUAUUUGUCAUAUUGUUUUAAAUCUUUAUAUAUCGAUAAGUUCUUUGGAUAUCCAAGGUUUAAUCACAAUUACUGAUAAAGAUAUACGUAAUAUUAAAUUUGGUAUUAAUGAAUUUAUUACAACAAAUCAACAAGAAAAAGAUAUUGCAAAUUUUGAUGAAGGUGAAGAAGAUGGAGAACCUGAUGAAUUUGAAGAAAAUGGUGAAUAUAUGGAAUUUGUGGGACCUGAUUUUAAUGCAGUUGGUAGAAUUACUCCAGAGACUAAAUGUAUUAUUAACGUAAAUCAUUGGACAAAUGAAUUGAAAAAUUGUUUGGAUUUUAAUUUCCCUUUAUCAUUAAGAAAAUCUUUAGUCAUUGUUUAUUACCAUCUUUCAAUGGUUCAAGGACAAAAAAUUUAUAGACAAUUACAUGUUGAGGUUAUGGAAAAAUUGUUAGAUAGACAUAACCAUGGAACAAAUUUUACAGAAUUACUAAAACAAGAUAAUCUUAUAUUAGAUCAUAAUAAAUUAUUUCAAUUUCUUUGUGAAUUUUUACCUUAUCCUGAUUCAGAUUACAUCAGAUAUGAUAUCACUUCAAAGGAUGAUUUAAAUUUAUUUAGAUUAUUAUUAAAAUUAUCUCAUAUGGCAAAAUUAUUUUUUAACCAAAAUGAUACAAAUUUAUUAGAACAAACAAUGAACACUUUAUUAGCAAGUAUUGCUCCAAACACUUUACCAAUUAUUUUACCAAUUAUGACUUCAUUUGUUCCCUACCAUUAUCAUAAAGAAAUUGAAUCAUCGAGUAUUAUAGAUUAUUUACCAUUUUGUUUUGGUUUAUGGGGUUCAACAAGUGCUAACAUUGCAAUUGAUACACACAUGUACGAUUUUGUUGGUAAUAUCUUAGAAGAUUAUCAUGGUCGUAUCUUACGUGAAACUUUAACUGAUAAAGGCUUUAAUCAAUUUGGAUUAUUUACUAAAGAUCAAAUGGUUUUCUUAUUUAAUAGAUUACAAGGACAUUUAAGAACAAAUGGUCAAAUUCAUUCAUUUUCAAGAACUGUUAGACCAUUCAUUUAUUCAAUAAACGGAUCCGAUAAUGAAUUUUUCUUUCAAUAUCUUAAUACUUUAACUAAAGCCAUUGAAACAUUUGUACAUCCAUCAAAUAGUGGAUUUUGGACUAAACCAAUUGCAAAAUUUGUUCAUUCUUUUAUUAAAAUGUAUCAUGGUAGAGUGAAAAGAGAACAAAAAAUUAAAUCAGAGAAUCAUCCGGUUCAUUCGAUUAUGUUAACAGAAGAAUGUCAUGAUAAAUUAACAGAUAUUUUUUUAAAUAUUUUAUUUAUUGGUGCUCAAAAUAAAAAUCCAGAUAUUUCUAAUUAUUACAUUUCAUGUUUCGGUUAUUUAGUUGAAUUAAGCCCCAAAAGUACUAAAAAUGCUCUGGAUAAAAUCCUUGUAGAGUUAUAUGAUUCUUUAGGAGAUGAAUAUAUUAAUUUUAGACAUAGAAUUAUUGCAUCUUUGAAACAAUUUAGUAGAGUAGUCAGAUUUAUGGUUAUGGAUAAAUUAUACAGAGUUCAUAUCAUCAAUAUAUUGUAUAUGCUUACAACGAAACUUGAUAUGAAUGAUAUUAAUCUUUCGAGUAAUUUGGUUAAUGGUAUUGUUUCAAUCGCCUCCUUUAUACCAUUUGAGAUUCCUUUAAAGGAAGAAGAAUAUAUCAAUUUCGAAUCUAAUACAUUACCAUUUGUUGAACAACAUUUUUAUCAUUUGAAAGAAGGCCAUAGUUCAAGCGAUUUCCAAUAUGACGAAGACACUCUAGAGGCUGCAUUUAGAGGCUCAACUACCAUCUUGGGAACUGUUCUACGUUCCUAUAUUGAUAAAUUAUUCAAAAUGGUUGAUACUGAAUUGGAUGAAGGUUUCAUUACUAAAGUGAAUCAAACCUCAAUGAUCAUUAUUCAAGCUAUGGAUGAUUCUAUAUUCAAAAUGUUCACUGAACAGUUUACAAAACAAUUUUGGGAUAGUGACACUUACAAUGAACGUAAUCCUAACUUUGAGAUAUUAACUACAUGUUUAGCAUCUUUGGUAAAAAGAGAUAUUUCUUUAAGCAAAAGUAUUUCUGGUACGUUAAUAAUUAAAAUCCAAGAUCAAAUUGAACGUGGUGCUGGGUCCGUGAGAAGUAAUACUGAAAUUCAAAGAAGAGAUCUUAGAUUAGUAUUAUAUCUGACUGCAUUGAAUGAUGUUUUAAGACAAUCAUAUGAGGCCAUUCUGACGUUUUCUGACGAACUAAUCAACUCCCUAGAAUACAUUUUCAAGAAUAUUACAAAUCCACCGUUGGAUGUGAUAACAUCUAUCUUAGUACAUAGUGCUUGUGCAUCAUUGACUACGACAGAAAUUCGUGAAGCUCGUUUAUUUAGUAAAGAUAAUACCUUAACUUAUUCUGAAAAAUGGGGUGCAUUACAAUUUAACCCUGAUCGUUUCCUAAAGAAAAAUUUGAGUUUCGAAUGGCAUAUUCCAAAUGAGGAAGAAGUUGAAUUAUGUAUUAAUAUUUUCACCAGAAUCACUAAUACAUGCAUAGAAGAAAUUGAGCACUUAUUGAAGGAAUCUAGUAAUGAAAAGGAUAGUAACGAUAAUAUACAGAAGUAUAUUUUAAUUCUAACUCAUUCCUUAUCAGGGGCAAGUUUACUUUUUGAUGCAGAUUAUACCUCAUUAUUAAGUAAAAAAUCUAUGGAGAGAAUGGGCGCUUUAUCUAGUGCAGAUUCAAGUAGGUUUGCUAGUCUUUCUCCGUAUGUUUUUCUAGAUCAAGAUAGUGACAAUGGUAAAGAUGUCGGGCCAGAUUUAGUUACGUUGCCAGUAGAAAUUGAUGUAAAAAAUCCCGUACAUGCUCUUGAAGAAAAGAUAGUUUCUGAAGAAACUGCUAAUGAAAUUGACACUACAACCACAUCAGAAGUUCCAUCCCGUAUUGCAACACCUGCAUUUAAUCAUGAGGAGUCGCCAGUUUUUAGUGAAGAUGGGAGAUCAGCUUCAAGUGUGAAUAGAAUUCUUGGUACCAAUAAUCCUGCUUUUAAAGAUUUAGAUAUAUUUGCUUAUAACUAUUUCUUCGGUAAUGCUGGAUCCGAGAAACUUAAUAACCCAUUAUAUCACAAAAUCAAUAAUGAAAGAUUACAUAUCGGUCAUUUCUAUCACAAGAUUUUCAAGUUUUUAUCUUCCAAUCAUGAAACAAAUAUUAAUAUAUAUCAAGCAUUGUUGCACGGUUUAAAGGUUUGGUUUACUGAUAUUGGUAAAGAAACUAUCUUUAAUGAUGAUCCAAAUUUAAAUUUAGAGUACGACUUUUUGGAGAAUAUUCAAUCUCUUCGUCAUUUGGAAGAACCAUUUACAAGAUCAUUAUUUGCAGUUAAAGUUAAUAAUUUACAUCAAAGUAGGGUUUUAAUGCAUUCAACAAUACGUAACCCUUCCAAAUUAGAAUCAAAGUUACUUAACGAUGUCAUCAGUUUAUCUUGUUCGAUAUAUCCAGAUAUUCAUAAGCCUGCUCAAGGUUGUUUAUUGCAUUGUAUGAAGCAACUUAUUGGCUCUUACUCUAAUGUAAUCGGGUGUUUGUUACGUAACUUAAGAGAGAACAUGGAAAAACAACAAAAUAAAAAGAUAGAGGUUAUUCUAAGAGUACUGUGCCUGAGAAAAAUCCAAAGAAGAUUGUUGUCUGAUUAUUCUCAUUUACAGGAGGUUACAUUGAUGUUGUUAGAUUGUUAUAAAAUAAAUGAAUUGGAUAUUUCAAUAUAUGCAGAAAAAUUAUUACUCGAUUUAGUUACUAGUAUUAAAAUUCCUUCUUCAAUUUGUGUUUACGAUAGUAAGAUGUUCACCCCGAUAGAUCCAUCUGAUAUUGCUAUUAAUGAUCGUGUUGAGUUAAUAAAGGCAUCUAAAGAUAAAAAACGGAAGGCAUAUAAUAAUUUAUUAAGCGGUGUCCAGGAUUCCUUAAUCUCUCUAUUGGAUAAAAAUGAUGAAAGAAACUGGAAGAUCCCAACUUUUAUUAUUCAAUUUAUUAGUAAGCUACAGGCAAGUUUAGAAAUCCAAACCUCAAAAGAUUCAAUUAAAUCGAUCUUCAAUCAAACCAAAGAAAAACAUCCUGAGAUGGUGCAUUUAGUUGUAAGAUCAUUCUUAGCCAUUGCAAACAAGGUCAUUUCGCUAUCAGACUAUGGUUAUGAUAUAUCAAGGGCAUACCAGAGUUCUUAUGAUCCACCAUUUGUUUCUGAAAUUGAAACUGCUUCUAACGGUGAUUUCCAAAAUGUUUUUAAAGCGGAGAUGUCUAAUUUUGACAAUCCAACUUAUUUCAUUGAUGGGAAAGCUUACGUAGGUUGGUUAUGUUGGGGUAAACCGAUUAAAGUUUUAAAAAAUGCACCUAUCAAAAUUGACUUACAUGAAAACGAAACAGAAGUAUUUAUGAAUUUAGGUAAACUGGUCUCAAAGGAAUGGUUAGAAGAUAUUAUGAAAUGUCUAAUCCAAGAUAAUGAAACUCGCUGUGUCUUUAGUAGUGGUGAUGUUUCAUUUAUGGUAGUGCUUAUUGUGUUAAUAACUAGAAAAUACACCUCCAAUUUAAAGCUAGACGAUUUAUUCGAACUGUGUUCUACUUUCUAUAAUAGAUAUGACAAAUCUUCUACAAUUAUGUCUAUUGAAAUUUUAGCUGCAUUAAUUUGUGGGUCCAGGUACAUGAACGAUGAAGAACAAAAAAGUAGAGAUGCAUUUGUCGAUAAAUUUAUGAAGGAUGCAUUAAAUAAUGAAUUCAAUCAAGAUGCCUUCGAAAUUUGGGGAACAUUGUGUUGGUGGUUACCUUCAGUUGUUGAUAUCAGAAGAUGCGCAGUAUUUUUCAGAAACUUUAAUGACACUAAGACAUUAAUGACUAAAUCUUCAGAACAAUUUGGUAACCAAGCUUCCAGAAUAUUAAUGUUGGGGAGUGUUCUGAUGAGUAUGGAAUUCAGAUCACCAAAUAUUAAUUAUAUUAUUGAAACUAUUGUUUUUGAUCAUCCGUACGAUCAAGUUCGGGAAGCCAUCGGUAGACUUAUCAGUAUUAUCUGUCAGAUACAAACAACACCUUCCUACACAGAUGUUAAGACAUUACUGACAAUAAAACCGGAUAAUUCUAAUAACUUAGGAGUAGAUUUAAGUCCAACUCCUAGUAAAAUUGAUUUAGUAAUUAAAGAUCAUUUCCAUAAGAUAGAUAUCGAAUAUGAGAAAAUAACUGGAAUGACACCGCAAGAAAUUUUGAAAACCCAAUAUUAUUACAUGAGUUCAACAAUGUUCCAUUGGGUACAAGAUUUAAUAAGGAGUCCAAAUAAGAUAGCGAUUGUUCCGUAUGUUGUGAAAUAUAUCUUACCAUUCUUAUUGAGGUUAAUGAAAGAAAAAGACGUUUGCACUUUAGGUGGCAUUGAUGCGUCUACCGACUUCUUAGCAAUUUCAUAUUUACCUAUGAAGACAGAACAAAUACAAGAUAUUAUUGAUUUAAUGUGUUCAGAUUGUACGCAAUCUCAAUCUACUAAGACAUCAUACGAAAUCAAAUUGAAAUUAGCAUUUAUACAACAUUUCAUUUCAUCUGAAUUACUUCAGUUAACCGAUAUUCAAAGAGAGUUUAUCUUAGACUUUGUGGUAUCUCAAGUUUAUAAUCCAACUUUUGUUGAAGUAAGAAUCCGCGCAGCAGAUGUGCUUUCCGAUAUAGUACAUAAUGUUAAAAGUUCAGACGAGCUUAACACAUUAAUCGAAAGAUUUUCACAAAAAUUAGAUGGAUUUUCUUGGGAACAGAAAAAACAAUUAUCUAAAACUGACACAGUCAUUCAUGCCUCUGUAGUAGCUUUAGGUGCUAUCAUUUCAGCUUUUCCAUAUGUCUUUCCAUUACCAAGAUGGAUGCCUGAACAACUAUCAAAAUUAGCUUCGUGGGCAAGGACAAGUGGCGUUGCCGGACGAUCUGCUAAGGAUACCAUUAGUGAAUUCAAGAAAGUUAGAGCAGACACAUGGAAAUUUGACAGAACACAAUUUACAACGGAAGAAUUGGAAGAUUUGGAAGGUGUAUUAUGGAGAAGUUACUAUGCUUGA